This is a messenger RNA of Hypomesus transpacificus, 1222 nucleotides long. RefSeq names its product Down syndrome cell adhesion molecule homolog. Bases 89 to 1222 code for a protein of 377 amino acids. The record is from RefSeq and is a predicted model, not a curated record. NCBI's taxonomy places the organism in Eukaryota, Metazoa, Chordata, Actinopteri, Osmeriformes, Osmeridae. The transcript has 7 exons. Gene Ontology annotation, molecular function: protein binding.
AGAGAGGGAGAGAGGGACUGUGACACAGAGAGAGGGAGAGAGGGGAGAGAGGGAGUGGUGAGACAGAGACAGGCCUACACAGAGGAUCAUGGAAGCCUCCUUCAGGUUGCUGCGCUGGACUCUCCUCGUGUCGCUGCUCCAGGGUUGGAGCGAUGCGGACGUGAGUGUCCGAGGUGUGGUCGGCCGGGACGUGACCCUGACCUGCCAGUACGACUCGGUGUACUACGGCACGCUGGCCGUCUGCUGGGGCAAAGGUCAGAUCCCCAACAGCGGCUGUGGGGACGAGCUGAUCCGCUCGGACGGCGCGGUGGUGACGAGCCGAGCUUCGGAGCGCUACGUGCUGCGCGGGGACCUGAGGGCGGGCGACGUGUCGCUCACCAUCAGGCAGCUGGAGGAGGCCGACGCCGGGACGUACGGUUGCCGCGUCGACAUCCCCGGCUGGUUCAACGACCACAAGCACCACGCCACGCUGACCGUGGAGCCAGGACCUCCAGACCCUGUGAGGCUGCAGCUGAGAGAGAGGAGGAGCAGGUCUCUGUCGCUGUCCUGGACCGCUGGCUUCCAUGGAGGCAGCCCCCUCACUGGCUACACGCUGGAACACAAGAACAUCAUCGACUCCUGGACCUCGGCCUCCAGGACCAGCAUCAGCCCCCAGCUGACCCGAGCCAGCCUGUCUGACCUGCACCCCUUUACCACCUACAGCCUGCGCUUGUUCACUCUGAACACUGUGGGAGCCAGCCCGGCCAGCAACACCCUCACUGUCACCACCGGCGAGGAAGUUCCGGGUGGCCCCCCCCUGGACGUGCAGCUGGGAGCGCUGUCCUCCAGCACUCUGGAGAUCUUCUGGAGGCCUCCAAGAAAGGACCUCCAUUAUGGCAUGAUCCAGCGGUACAUCGUAGGCUACAAGAUCUACGAGGACUCGCCCUCCUCCUCCCAGCCCUGGAGCAGCCAGGCCGUGUCCUACACAGGCCGCAGGCAGAAGCUGGUCCUGGAGGACCUCCAGACCGCCACACGGUACCAGGUGAUGGUCCAGGCCAUCAACGGAGAGGGGCCAGGGCCCUCCUCCCCCCAGCUGGUCUGCUCCACCCUGCAGGACGAGCAGCCAGGAGCAGUGGGCAGCCCUCAGCAGAACCCAGGGGUCAAGUCCGAGUGCUCCCCCAGGCUCUGGCCAUGGACGUGGGCAGGAGAGCAACCUGUUCUGCAUGUGUUAGGGGUUCUUUGA